Messenger RNA from Brassica napus (rape), 1616 nucleotides. Its product is annotated as tetraspanin-8-like. NCBI's taxonomy places the organism in Eukaryota, Viridiplantae, Streptophyta, Magnoliopsida, Brassicales, Brassicaceae. The transcript has 2 exons. Bases 607 to 1419 code for a protein of 270 amino acids. The record is from RefSeq and is a predicted model, not a curated record. Gene Ontology annotation, biological process: auxin-activated signaling pathway. Gene Ontology annotation, cellular component: plasma membrane; plasmodesma.
GAUGUAACUUUUAUUAAUUUUUGAAACAAAAAACUUAACAUGCAUUUUAAGUAAAUAGCAAAUCAUUCCUUCAUAAUUAUAUGUAUAUUAUAUGAACUUAAAGUAUACGUAGUAUCAAUAUAAAUAUUUUGAAAUAAAAUGAAAAAUAUAAACUAGAAAUAUAAGGUUAGUAAUACAUAUGUUCGGUUAUCUUCCGAUAUCCAUUCAGGUUUGGAUAUCCAAUCUCUCAUAAUUCAAUACGGGUUUGGAUUUCGGUUCGGAUUUUUCGGAUCGGGUUCAGAUAGGGAUUUGGGUAAAAUGCCCACAUCUAAACAGAGGCUAAACUGCAGGUCCUAAUCACAUUAGGCUAAUCUCAAAAACAUGCACCAGCCGCGAUAGAGCGCGUGAAAGUUUAAAGAGUCUCAAGUUCAUCACCUACUAAGAGAAAGAGAAGGAGGAAGAGAUAUCAUUAAGCAACACGGAAACGUCUCGGCAACUUCCUUCCUUUCACGCGUUUCAAGUCUCUUUAUAUAAUAACUCUCCUUCCCCUCAUUAAUUCUCUCUCAAAUUCUCUUCUGGGUUUCCUAAAUUCUCAACCUUUUUCUCCAAAUUCGGCUUCUUAAAAUCAUGGUUCGCUGUAGCAACAACCUCGUUGGCAUACUCAACUUCAUCGUCUUCCUCCUCUCUAUCCCCAUCUUAGCUGGAGGAAUCUGGCUUAGCCAAAACGGCUCAACGGAGUGUGAGGGUUUCCUCGACAAACCCCUGAUCGCUCUCGGAGUUUUCCUCAUGGUUGUAGCGAUCGUUGGUUUGAUCGGUUCCUGUUGCAGAGUCACAUGGCUUCUCUGGACUUACCUCUUUGUCAUGUUCCUCUUGAUUCUCCUCGUCUUCUCCAUAACUGUUUUCGCCUUUGUUGUGACUAACAAGGGCGCAGGAGAGAAGGUUUCUGGGAGAGGGUAUAAAGAGUAUAGACUUGGAGAUUACUCUAACUGGUUGCAGAAACGUGUGAACAGUGACAAGAACUGGAAUAAGAUUAGGAGUUGUCUCGCUGACAGCAAGGUUUGUUCUAAGCUUGAAGAUAAACUUGUUGGUGUUCCUGUCAACAACUUCUACAACGAACAUCUUACUGCCCUUCAGUCUGGUUGCUGCAAACCCUCAGAGCAAUGCCAAUUCACGUACGUAAGUGCCACAAACUGGACCAAGACGGCCGGAACACAACCAAAUCCAGACUGCCAAAGCUGGGACAACGCACCAAACAAGCUCUGCUUCGAUUGCCAAUCUUGCAAGGCGGGUCUUCUCGACAACGUCAAGAGCGCAUGGAAGAAAGUUGCAGUAGUCAACAUCAUCUUCCUUGUCUUCCUUAUCAUUGUCUACUCUGUUGGCUGCUGUGCUUUAAGGAACAACAAGAGAGAUGGCAGUUAUGGCUAUGGAUAUAAGCCUUGAAGGCUUUCAAAGUGUUUUAGAACAGAGAUUCGUUCAUUGUUCUUUAAUUCAGCAGUACUGGAGUUUGCUUUUAUGUUUUAUGGGUUUACUUCUUGGUGAUUUGAGACCUAUUGCUUGUACAGCUCUCUUAUGAUACUUGUUAGUGUGUUCUGGCUUAACCAUGAUAUAUAUUUAUUUAUUAUAUGUUCUUUUUGAUA